AUGCUCGGCUCGUCGGCCAACACCCCGCCGCCACUGUCCCGCCGGCAUCGAACGGCGUUCGAUAGCGCUGCCCAACAGGCUGGCCGCUAUGACGGCGGUGGCGACGACGCCACUGGCCAUGAUGCUGGGGGCGCCGCGGGGUCGGCGUCGGCAUGGAUAGAGACUUGUAGCGGGGUGAGAGAGGAGACGGCGGCGAUGCUGAUGCUGUUGGACACGCUCUCUUGCCCCCAAGUGCUGAGGUGGUUCUGGAGCUUGGAGCACGAGCGAGGGGUGUUGGCGUACGACGUCGCCGAGCUGAGCGAGUGA
Messenger RNA from Ectocarpus sp. CCAP 1310/34, 306 nucleotides. The record is from the annotation of a GenBank genome assembly. NCBI's taxonomy places the organism in Eukaryota, Phaeophyceae, Ectocarpales, Ectocarpaceae.